UGAAACGUCAACAAUAAAAUGAACGCUAAAAAUUUUCGAUGAGGUUAGGCGUUGUUAUCGGUCGUUUUACUUUUGUUAUUUUUUCGUAUUAUGUAGGUUUCCAUUACAAUGAGUUCUAUGACUAAAGAAAACGAAGAGCCAUCCUCUAGUACUGAGGUGGCAACUGGUAUGGAAACUAGUAACGGCAGGGAAGAAGCUCAAUCAGAACCUCUUCGGCCGCCCGCCAAGCGGAGACUGUCCGGCGCUGUGAUAGAAAUUUCGGAUACAGAUAGCGACGAUUCAGAUGUAUGUGCGGUUAAUUCAUACCAAGCCUCUGCAGAUGAAGUCAAGAGGAUUCGCGGCACGGAAUAUUCAUCACCCUCUUCAUCAUCGGACUACAGUUCAGACUCUGAGUCACCUUGGGAGGACGAUUCCAUAUUGUUGAAUGAUGAGAUAAAUAAACCUGCUGUUCGGGUACAGCUGAACCCACGAGCUAACAGAAUGGACGAACCAAAAUUUAAUCCUAGUUUAAAGUCACAAGACGUGAUUGACAAAUUAACCACACAUUGGCAAGAAAUGAAAGCAUUUAAAACAGAUGAGGUGACAUUGACAUGUGAUCCAUUCCGAGUGUGCCUGGUCCACGAGUUGCUUGCCAACCCAGACAUCAUCAACAACAUUGUGGACGACAUGAACACAUUGGACUGGUCCCGCAAGAAAAUGGACCUGUAUGAGUUCUAUCAAACUGCCGACCUGUCUAGUCUCACGUGGCAGAGAAGUAUUAGAGGUAUACAUGAAUUGUUGAAGACUGAAGUUAUGAGUUGGGUGUCGCAGGUGACGGGGCUGGAGCUGCGGUCGAUGUCGUCGUCGUGCUCGCUGUACGGGCCGGGCGAUCGUCUGCUGGUGCACGACGACCUACUGGCCGACCGCCGCGUCGCUUUCAUCCUCUACCUGGCGCCCUGGCGACCCCCGUCACCACCUCCCUCCGUUACAGACACAUCGGACGACCUGGUCGUUGACGGCGCGCAAGAUACUCCCGUUGUGAAAAAUCCCUCCGAUGUACCAAACUCCUCGGACACGCAAACCCCCUCGGACGUGCCCGUGGCGAAUGGCGCUGACGAUCACGUACACGAGGAUGUGCAGGAUGUGCAGGAUGUGCAGGGCGGCGGCUGGGCGCGGCGGCUGGGCGGCGCGCUGGAGCUGCUGGCGUGCGACGCGCGCGGGCGGCCGCGGCGCGUGGCCCGCCGCGUCUUCCCGCGCAACAACAUGCUCGCCUUCUUCCAAGUCGGGCCGCACUCCUUCCACCAGGUGGGCGAGGUGCUGUCGCUGGAGCUGCCGCGGCUGUCCAUCAAUGGCUGGUUCCACGGCCCACCGCCGCCCGGUUCGGAGCUCGAGCCAGCGCCGCCCGAGCCCGAGCCCGAGCCGGAGCCCGAGCGGUUCCACAACGACGUCGUGCUGCUGAACGAGUGGGUGGAAAGCACGUACAUGACGCCACGCAACCGCGCCCAGAUCCAGGCGCAGAUGGAGCGCGAGAGCGAGGUGUGCCUGCACGACUUUCUGCAGCCCAGCAAGUACGAGGAGGUGUUGCAGCACCUGCGCAGCGCGCCAGAGGAGGCGUGGGAGGCGGCGGGCGCGGCGCACGAGCGGCGGCACGAGCGCGCGGCGCGCGGCUGGCUGCGCGCGCUGCCGGCCGCGCACGCGCUGCGCCGCCUGCUGGCGCUGCUGUCCAGCGCCGCCUUCGCGCGCCUGCUGGCCGACUGCACCGACCUGCAGCUCGCGCGCCACGCCCGCCUCGAGCUGCAGCGCUGGCGCGCCGGCGACUACGCGCUGCUGCCGCCGCGCGCGCGCUACCAGCAGGCGCGGCUGGAGGCGGCGCUGUACGCGGGCGUGCCGGCGCGGCCGCCGGCAGGCGGCGCCACCACCUUCGUGGCGCCCGAGGAGCCCGACGAGCCGGCGGCCGACCAGCCCGGCGCCGCCGCCGCCGCCGCCGCCGCCGCCGCCGCUUCCGCGCUCGUCACGCUGCCGCCGCGCUCCAACGCGCUGGCGCUCGUGUACUGCGACGCCGGCGCCGCCAGCUUCGUGUCGUACCUCAGCAAGCUGGCCAUGCGGCCGCACGACACCUUCUACCUGCUCACCUGCACCUACACAGAGUGACCGCGCCCCGCGCCAGCCCCCCAGUGCUUGUACAAAAUGUAAAUUGCCUUCCCCGCGAGGACGGAGGACGGAGGACGGACUGCGAAGAUUGUGGGUGGAGAGUGUAUUGUUACAUGCUAUCGUGCCCGUACUUGUGUGUG
Molecule: messenger RNA, 2270 nt
Organism: Galleria mellonella (greater wax moth)
Lineage: Eukaryota; Metazoa; Arthropoda; Insecta; Lepidoptera; Pyralidae
Gene: sud1
Product: prolyl 3-hydroxylase sudestada1
Exons: 9
Coding region: 109-2130 (673 amino acids)
Molecular function (GO): L-ascorbic acid binding; iron ion binding; 2-oxoglutarate-dependent dioxygenase activity
Source: RefSeq, a predicted model, not a curated record